Messenger RNA from Gaeumannomyces tritici R3-111a-1, 2405 nucleotides. Its product is annotated as sister chromatid cohesion protein Eso1. Gene Ontology annotation, biological process: response to radiation; error-prone translesion synthesis. NCBI's taxonomy places the organism in Eukaryota, Fungi, Ascomycota, Sordariomycetes, Magnaporthales, Magnaporthaceae. The record is from RefSeq and is a predicted model, not a curated record. The transcript is spliced from 3 exons. The coding region runs from base 11 to 2368 and encodes 785 amino acids. Gene Ontology annotation, molecular function: damaged DNA binding; DNA-directed DNA polymerase activity. Gene Ontology annotation, cellular component: replication fork; site of double-strand break; nucleus.
AUCCUGCCAGAUGCGGAGCCCGAAGCGCUUCUUUGCAAGCCCGUCGCCGGAGCCACAGUCCGAGACCGGUGACCAUGCCCGGCUCGGUCUGCCCAAGUCGCGCUUCACCUUCCGCCACCUGUCCCAGCUCGCGGCCUCCAGCGUCACGUGCCCACUCCGCGUUAUCGCCCACAUUGACCUUGAUGCUUUCUAUGCUCAAUGCGAAACCGUGCGUCUGGGCAUCCCUGAGGACAAACCAUUGGCGGUCCAACAAUGGCAAGGGUUGAUCGCGGUCAACUACCCAGCGAGGAAGUUUGGCAUCAAUCGCCACUGUCCCAUCGACGAGGCACGGAAACUGUGCCCGGAGCUGAUUUGCCAGCAUGUUGCAACUUGGCGCGAGGGCGACGACAAGUGGGCGUAUCGCGACGAUGCUGCCGCAAACAUUGGCACCGACAAGGUGUCGCUGGACCCCUACCGGCUGCAGUCUCGCAGGAUUUUGGCCUUGAUCAAGGAGUGCCUGCCUCCAACUCAGUGCAAGGUUGAAAAGGCGAGCGUUGACGAGGUGUUUAUCGAUCUCUCGGCCAACGUGCAUACAGUCCUCCUCGAGAGAUUCCCUGAGCUCGCGGCAACCGCUCCGCGGCAGGACCCAUUUGAAAACCUGCCACCGCCUUCAUCCACUGUCCUAGACUGGCAGUCCGACAACCUCGUUGACCUGGAUGAGGUCGAGGCCGAGACUGACGACCCGGAUUGGGACGACGUCGUGCUGCUUCUUGCCUCUGAGAUUGUCCGCAACAUCCGCCUGGCCGUCCGUGAACGCCUAGGCUACACGUGUUCUGCUGGAGUCGCUAGCAACAAGCUGUUGAGCAAGCUUGGCUCGGCCCAUCGCAAGCCAAAUCAACAAACAGUCAUCCGAAACCGUUCGGUACAUCACUUCCUUUCGGAUCUCAAGUUCACCAAAAUUCGCAACCUUGGUGGCAAGCUCGGCGAACAGGUCGUCGAGGCCUUCGGUAGCGAUUCUGUCUCAGAGUUGCUUGCCGCUCCCCUUGAGUUGCUCAAGGCAAAACUCGGCGCCGAAAGUGGCACGUGGGUUUACCAUAUAAUACGGGGCGACGAUGCUGGUGAGCCUGUCAAUUCGCGCACACAAAUCAAGUCAAUGUUAUCGGCAAAAUCCUUCCGCCCAAGCAUCAACAGGCCUGAGCAGGCGGCUAGCUGGCUGCGAAUAUUUGCUGCAGACAUCUUUGCCCGCCUUAUCGAAGAGGGAGUUCUGGAGAACAAGCGCCGGCCGCGGACCAUGAAUCUACAUCACCGAAAUGUGGGACAGACACGCUCACGCUCGUGCCAAAUCCCGCAAGGCAAGGCCCUGGACGAGCAAGUGCUAUAUGAGCUCGCACAGACUCUGCUGCGCCAAAUCGUGGCCGAGGCCGGUAGUGAGAGGGCCUGGUCCUGCGACAACCUCAGCCUUCAAGUGGCAGGGUUCGAGGAUGGUAUUACGGGCAAUAUGGGAAUCGGUGGGUUUCUGGUCAAGGGCGAGGAGGCCCAGGCACUCAGGUCCACAGCUCGUGAAGGGAACGCCAUCGCAAGUGCACCAGCUAGAGCACGGGCCGAUGCUGCCGCCGGCCAGGCAUUACCUGGAGCCAAACGGCGGAGGGUCAACGAUGGCGGCAUCCAGCGAUUCUUUGCCAAAGGAAGUGCGCCGAACACUGGCGCCAACCUUAGAAACGACGAGGGAGGGAGCGCCCAGACCGCCUGCAGCCAGCACCGACAGCCAUCCUCCCUCUCAUCUGGGACAGCAGCAGACAGGGACUCUGCAGUCGGUGCAGAGCCGAUCGAGGAAGUCGGCAGAAACCAACGGGUACAUGGCGAGGACGCACCUGACACAUAUCCCACGGUACCACAGGAGGCGGGCCGCCAAACAUGCCCACCAGAAGGAGCGGCCUGUCGCAUCUCGUCAAACCGGAAAUCACCAGACCAGGUUGUUACAGCCAUUCGAGAAGACGCCAGGCAAUGGCCUCAUGAUAACGACCUCCGGAUACCAGCCAUGAAUGACGCCGAUGGGGAUCAAAGCAACUGCCCUCGCUGCGGCCUCUCGUUUGACGACGGCCGGACCGGCGGCCUGCUGCUGCAGGACCAUCUCGAUCAUCACCUCGCCGAAGACCUCCAGGAGGAGGAGGAGCAACGUGGCGUUUCCGUAUUUGCCCGACGGCAACAGGCUGUGGUGCCUCGUACGCCCGGUAGCAGCGGCAGAGGUGCUGGCCGCGCUGGUGCCUCCAGAGGAGGUUCCAGGGGCAGAAGGGGCGGACAUGCGUCGGCGUCUUCGGGUUCUUCUUCGUCGAGGAGGCCCAAGGCGGCGGCCCUGGAUCCGGGCCAGAGCCGAUUGAACUUUGGGUAAAAGCGAACACCCGCUUGACCACUCGGAAACGAGGGCA